Molecule: messenger RNA, 777 nt
Organism: Striga asiatica
Lineage: Eukaryota; Viridiplantae; Streptophyta; Magnoliopsida; Lamiales; Orobanchaceae
Source: the annotation of a GenBank genome assembly
AUGUGUUCCAAAUCAUCACUAUUGCUGCUGCUCUUCUCCCUAGUCUGCCUAUCCUCUCUCCCGCUGUCCCCGGCGGCGCCUUCGCCUUCGCCCUCCCCCGCCCCCUUUGAUCGUCAUUCCCUCAUGAACGACGUGUCCCAUUUCAGCUUCUUGGGCGAGAGUACCAAACUACGCUGGUACAAGAGCAGCAUCAGCUACGCCUUCUCUCCCGACUACGGGAUCAGCUACUUGGACCCCGCGGAGGUGCGGGCCGUGUUCUCCCGCGCGUUCGGGCGCUGGUGCGCGUACAUCCCCUUGACCUUCACCGAGACAGAGGACUAUGAAAACGCGGACGUGAAGAUCGGGUGGUACAGCGGGGACCACGGGGACGAUAACCCGUUUGACGGGGUGCUGAAUGUGCUGGCCCAUGCGGACCAUGGGCGGCUCCACCUGGACGCGGCCGAGAGAUGGUCGACCGACUUGCACGAGCAGCGUUCCAACAGGGAUGCGGUGGACCUUGAGUCGGUGGCCACGCACGAGAUCGGCCACGUGCUCGGCCUCGACCACUCGUCGGAUAAGGAUGCCGUCAUGUACCCUAAAGUGGUGCACGCGACCAGAAAGGUGGAGCUGGCCGAGGAUGACGUGGUGGCCAUCCAGACCUUGUACGGGAUGAUCCAAUUCGACCACCAGGAAUCACACCGAGUGUCAAAGGGACUGAUGAUCAAGUGGAGUAGUGUCACGCCCACGCUGCUGUUCCUCAUUUAUAUAUAUUUAUAUAUUGCUUCUUUUCUAAUUUAG